This is a messenger RNA of Aspergillus clavatus NRRL 1, 873 nucleotides long. RefSeq lists its product as uncharacterized. NCBI's taxonomy places the organism in Eukaryota, Fungi, Ascomycota, Eurotiomycetes, Eurotiales, Aspergillaceae. The record is from RefSeq and is a predicted model, not a curated record. The transcript is spliced from 3 exons. The coding region runs from base 1 to 873 and encodes 290 amino acids.
AUGAAGUUUUGGAUAGACUGGGCCCUGUGGCAGAAACUGAGUGCUGUGCUUGCUCUCCUCCUGGCAAUCGUACUUAUUUAUUCGUUCUGCGUGCUCGCAUAUAACCGACGAAUGAUCAAGAAAUACGCUGCUGCAGAAGCAUAUCAAAGAGCAGCGCAAGAUUCCGAGUUACAGAUGGUAGCGACAGGAGGAAGCGAUAUCCCCUUUGGCGCUAGAGCUCUGGAGAAAGGUGUCAAAGUCGAUGGUAUAUGGAUCUCCAACAGCAACGCAUCGAGCCCAGUGCAGUCUGCGACUCCAAUGGCAAGCAGAUCGGUCACGCCGAUGGGAAGCCGGCCACAAUACCCAUUAUCUACGUACGACACACUCGAUGUCCCAGCACAAUGGCUCCCAGAGCAACUGGUCCCAAACGCCGCUCGUCACGAUUCCCGAGGUUCUUCUAGAAUUGGGAAUGAUAACAUGGACGGUGGCAGGCCCGGCAGCAUCCAACCAAAUAGUUUCAAGGGAGGCCUGCCAAUCCCUCCGGAUCCCCUUCAGCUUCAGGACUCCCAGAAAUCUGCCGAGACUGAAAAACGUUGGUCACGAGGUUGGUUUGGGCCACGUAGCUCAUGGAUAACCAAAUCAUCUGAGAAGGACAAGCGAAAGCCAGAUGUUGAAGGUGAGCCCAUUCCAAGCGGGGGAGGUAGUUGUUGUUGCUGCGUAUCCAACGAGGAAAUACUGAGCCGCUCUUUACCCCUAGGCCGUGAACGUCGGCAAUCAUCGGAGGAUUUCAGACGCAGAAUCAGCAGGCUGAUUGAAGAGAGCAUUCAGACUCGUCCUCGAGAGGAAUUUCAGCUAAGGCCCAUACCCACUGAAGAUAAGGAGAGUGGCAUAUAG